Molecule: messenger RNA, 1222 nt
Organism: Salvia miltiorrhiza (redroot sage)
Lineage: Eukaryota; Viridiplantae; Streptophyta; Magnoliopsida; Lamiales; Lamiaceae
Product: probable 2-oxoglutarate-dependent dioxygenase AOP1
Exons: 3
Coding region: 97-1038 (313 amino acids)
Molecular function (GO): dioxygenase activity
Source: RefSeq, a predicted model, not a curated record
CCUCUUAAAUCUUAAUAACAAUAAUCAAAACCUUAAUGACUUUUUUGGUUAUAAAUACCGCACUCCCCUACUCAUAAUUAGUAACUAGGUAGAAAUAUGGGUUCCUAUGCAGAACCUAAGAUCCCCAUCUUUAAAUUCAACGAAGCGAGCUUGACUCCUGGGUCGAGCUCGUGGAAAUUAACGUCGGAUUCAGUCCGACGUGCCUUGGAAACUUACGGGUGUCUGGUCGUGUCGAAUGAAAAGACACGACCAGAGCACCCACAUGAGAGCUUGUUUAGUGUGUUGGCUGAGGUGUUUGAUCUUCCCGAUGAGACUAAAAAGAAAUACACUUCUCAACUUGGAGGAUUUGGAUAUGGUGGGAGGUAUCCAAGGAUGCCUCAUUUAGAGUAUUUUGGCAUCGAAGAUGAAGGAGAUUUUGAAGGUGUCAAAAACUUCACCACCCUCAUGUGGCCUCACGGGAAUGAUAAAUUCUGCGAAACUAUAUGUUCACACAGUAAAACAUUAGUGGUGCAAGUGAACGAGACGAUCAUGAAAAUGGUGACGAGCAGCUACGGCUUGGAAAAAUACAACGAUUGGUUAAGUGAGUCGUCGUUUUAUAUGAUACGACUCAUUAAAUACAACUCGCCCAACUCGUCCGAGUCGAGCACGGGCCUUCGAGCUCACAAAGAUAAGGGUUUCGUGAGCGUGCUUUGCUCCAACGAAAUCGAGGGUUUGCAGCUCCAAAACCGCGAUGGCGAGUGGAUGGAUUUUCAGCAGUCGCCUUCCAAAUUUAUUGUCUUAGCAGGCGAAGCACUCACGGCAUGGAGCAAUGGGAGAAUACAUAGUCCGACACAUAGGGUUAUUACAAGGGGAUUUAAGGAAAGAUAUUGUUUGGGAGUGUUCGGGUUCGUUGGUGGCAUGGUGCAAGUGCCACAAGAGCUGGUUGAUGACCAAAAUCCAUUGAAGUUUAAACCCUUCGACAACAUAGAUUUCAUACAAUAUUGCAAGGAUGGGGGCUCCACCAUUGACCAUGCUAUCCAAUCAUAUUGUGGGAUUUAAAUAUUUGCUUCUUUACGACUCUACUCAUCUCCCUCUGCAAAUUUAUGUUUUCUAUAUUUGUUGUGUGUUUGCUGAUAUCAUGCUAAGCUUUGUAAACGAGUGUGUUUGUCUGAGGGGAGUGUUGUGAUUUAUCAUUCGUAUGAAAAUAAUGUGUACGAUAUAUAUAUGUUCUUAUUUGUUGUCA